Arabidopsis lyrata subsp. lyrata is the source of this 826-nucleotide messenger RNA. RefSeq lists its product as uncharacterized. NCBI's taxonomy places the organism in Eukaryota, Viridiplantae, Streptophyta, Magnoliopsida, Brassicales, Brassicaceae. Gene Ontology annotation, molecular function: 3'-5' exonuclease activity; nucleic acid binding. The coding region runs from base 3 to 704 and encodes 233 amino acids. The record is from RefSeq and is a predicted model, not a curated record. Gene Ontology annotation, cellular component: cytoplasm; nucleus. The transcript has a single exon.
AAAUGCUGUGGCUUUUGAAAUUCCCUUUUACCUAUAAAGAUGCAAGUACCUUGAGCACUUGGAUUCAUCAUGUACGCUCAUUAUUCCAGUAUAAUAUGAAUUCGAUUGUAGACAUUGGAAGCGCUCGCGUCAAUUCCUUCAUAGCUAAUAAAGACAACGGCUUCAGCGUUCGCGGUAUUCUGGAGACAUUCUUGGAUAAUGAGGGGAACAUGACGAAAAUUAUUGGUCUUCACACUGAGCGGGCGCAGAAAGUAGGCCAACAGAGUAAAACAACCUUGCUCCAGCUCUGCGAUGGAGACCAUUGCCUAAUUGUUCAACUUCCUGUUGGUGGAAAUCUUCCUUCCGGUCUCCUCAAUUUUCUCAACCUGCCUUAUAUCACAUUCGUUGGAAUUGGCAUCAACAAGACUCUGAUGAAUCUCGAGAGCGAGUUUGGGUUGACCUGCAACAAUGCUGUUGAGAUCGGACCCUCGUCGUGGGACCUUUUAAACAAGACUGAGGAGAAAUGCCGUAUUGUCCGUCAGUUUGUCUCUUUUAGCAGCAAUCCUUUUUGUACCCUCUCCCCGUUUGUCUCUUUUAAGUAUCAAACAAGUGCCGUCUUCGAGGAUUGGGGCUCCUACAGACUUAGCCAGAAGCAGAUCAAUCUUGCAACCGCCAAUGCUUACUUUGCUUUCAAAAUUGGGAACGUGCUCAUGGCUGAGUAUUGAUUGAGUCAAGACGUCUGGUUGUGUUUCUUUGUUUGCUUUGUUUUGUUAAGUACUUGGAUAAUAAUAAUAAUGGAAGCUGGUUUUAUGUUUGCAUUUUAGUGGUCGACUACAUGGACGAAUCU